UUGUUUGUAUCCAUAUGCAAUCCUCUCUAGUUUUGUUCUUCUGUUAAAGGAUGAAUAUCAAUAACAUUCUUUUCUGGCUUCUACUCCCAUACUUCAUCUUAGCUUCUUCUUCCUCUUCCUCUUUCUGCAACCACCAUGACACCUCUGCCUUACUACUUUUCAAAAACUCAUUUACUCUCAACACUUCACUUUAUAAUUCACUUUAUUAUUAUAGUCCUUGGCUUCAUGAUUCCAGUUUUUAUUCAAAGACAGAAUCAUGGAAAAACGGAACAGAUUGUUGUGAGUGGGAGGGGGUCACGUGCGACACCAUCUCAGGUCACGUGAUUGGUCUUGACCUUAGCUUCAGUAAUCUUCAAGGUCAACUCCAUCCCAACAGCACCAUCUUCAGCCUAAGACACCUUCAACAACUCGACCUAUCCCUUAAUGAUUUUUCAGGCUCUUCAUUAUCUUCUGCAAUUGGUGAUCUCGUCAAUCUCAUGCAUCUAAAUUUGUUAUACUCUCAAAUCAGUGGUGACAUUCCAUCCACAAUCUCUCAUUUGUCCAAAUUACUGUCACUUCAACUCGGUGGCGACCAGAGAAUGAGAGUUGAUCCAUACACAUGGACAAAACUCAUUCAAAACGCAACUAAUUUAAGAGAGCUUUAUUUAGAGGGCGUGGACAUGUCUUCUAUCGGAGGCAGCUCUUUGUCAUUGCUAACCAAUCUGUCUUCCUCUCUCAUCUCUCUUAUUCUUGGAGACACCAAAUUGCAAGGGAAUCUAUCGAGUGACAUCCUCUCUUUACCCAAUCUUCAAACACUAUCUUUGAGUGAUAAUGAAGACCUGGGAGGUGAACUUCCAAAGUCCAACUGGAGUACUCCACUAAGCGACUUGUGUCUCUCUCAUACCGCUUUCUCGGGAAACAUUCCCGAUUCCAUUGGCCAUUUGAAAUCUCUUAAAGGACUAUAUAUGGGGAGUUGCAAUUUUGAUGGACUGAUUCCCUCAUCAUUGUUUAAUCUAACUCAACUCUCCAGUAUAGAUCUAUCGAUUAAUAAAUUAGUUGGCCCCAUUCCAUAUUGGUGUUAUUCUUUGCCUUCCUUGUUCGAGUUGUAUCUUAGCAACAACUACCUCACGGGGUCAAUUGGUGAAUUCUCAUCUUAUUCUUUGAAAUACUUGUCACUCUCUAAUAACAAACUGCAAGGUAAUUUUCCAAAUUCAAUAUUUGAACUCCAAAAUCUUACUCAUUUGUGGUUGUCAUCAACUGACUUGAGUGGUCAUCUGGACUUUCAUCAAUUUUCAAAGUUCAAAAAUCUAAAUUACCUCGAUCUUUCUCAAAAUAGUCUUCUCUCUAUUAACUUUGAUAGUACCGCUGACUAUUAUCAAUUUGCAAAGUUCAAAAAUCUAAAGUACCUCGAUCUUUCUCAGAAUAGUCUUCUCUCUAUUAACUUUGAUAGUACCGCUGACUAUUUCUUACCCCCCAUCCUUCAAUCCUUAUAUUUAUCUUCCUGUAAUAUUAAUAGUUUCCCUAAAUUCAUAGCACCACUUCAAAAUCUUAUCCAACUAGAUCUUUCUCAUAACAGCAUUCGUGGAAGCAUUCCCCAGUGGUUUCAUGAGAAGCUCUUGCACUCCUGGAAUAACAUUAGUUAUAUUGACCUCAGUUUCAACAAGUUGCAAGGAGAUCUCCCAAUUCCACCCAAUGGAAUUGAAUACUUUUUAGUCUCAAAUAAUGAGCUGGCCGGGAACAUUCCUUCAGCAAUGUGCAAUGCAAGCUCCCUCAAAAUACUCAACUUGGCUCAAAACAACUUGACAGGCCACAUUCCACAAUGUCUCGAAACAUUUCCUUCUCUUUGGGCAUUGGAUUUGCAAAAGAACAACCUUUACGGAAACAUACCUGCGAACUUUUCUAAGGGAAAUGCAUUGGAGACUAUAAAGUUGAAUGGCAACCAAUUGGACGGACAAUUACCUCGGUGUUUGGCCCACUGCACAAAUUUGGAAGUUUUGGACCUGGCAGACAAUAACAUAGAGGAUACAUUUCCCCAUUGGCUAGAAAGCCUCCAGGAGUUACAGGUACUCAGUUUGCGAUCAAAUAAGUUUCAUGGUGUCAUCACUUGUUUCGGUGCCAAGCAUCCAUUUCCCAGGCUCAGAAUUUUUGAUGUGUCAAAUAACAAUUUUAGUGGGCCCUUGCCAGCAUCAUACAUCAAGAACUUCCAAGGAAUGGUGAGUGUGAAUGACAGCCAAACUGGUUUGAAAUAUAUGGGUAACGACAGUAGCUAUAAUGAUUCAGUAGUGGUAGUAAUGAAAGGUCAAUACAAGGAGCUAAAGAGGAUAUUAACUAUUUUCACAACCAUUGAUUUAUCAAAUAACAUGUUUGAAGGAGAACUUCCGAAAGUCAUUGGAGAAUUGCAUUCUCUCACAGGGCUUAACCUUUCGCACAAUGCAAUCACUGGUACCAUUCCACGAUCCUUGGGUUAUUUAAGAAAUUUGGAAUGGUUGGACCUCUCGUGGAACCAGUUGAAAGGAGAGAUUCCAGUGGCUUUGAUCAAUUUGAAUUUUCUGGCUAUGUUGAACCUUUCACAAAACCAGUUUGAGGGUAUCAUACCUAUAGGUGGACAAUUUAACACAUUUGGAAAUGAUUCCUAUGCUGGAAAUCCAAUGCUAUGUGGAUUCCCUUUGUCAAAAUCCUGCAAUAAGGAUGAAGAUUGGCCACCACAUUCAACAUUUCAGCUUGAAGAAUCAGGAUUUGGCUGGAAAGCUGUAGCAGUGGGAUAUGCAUGUGGGUUUCUAUUUGGAAUGCUUUUGGGAUAUAAUGUUUUCAUGACUGGCAAACCACAAUGGCUCGGGAGACUUGUUGAAGGUGUGCUUAAUUAAUGAAGAGUGGGAAGGACAAUUCAUAGGGGAAGGAAAUAGUUUAUCCUUAGUUUAAUAUGGUUUUUUGUGUGUGUCUGUAUGUUUUUUGUAAUUUUAACUUGUGUCCUUUGUGUAACAAAUCUUAUCUCUCUUGACUCGAGUGAUGUAUUUCAAGUUGUUUACAAAUAAGAAAAAAAUGUGAUGAUCGUAGAUAUCAAAAUGAGUGCAUGGUCAUCCCAUGUGAUGAUAUUGACCCAAAAA
This is a messenger RNA of Glycine soja, 3083 nucleotides long. Its product is annotated as receptor-like protein 7. The coding region runs from base 51 to 2843 and encodes 930 amino acids. The transcript has a single exon. Lineage: Eukaryota; Viridiplantae; Streptophyta; Magnoliopsida; Fabales; Fabaceae. The record is from RefSeq and is a predicted model, not a curated record. Gene Ontology annotation, molecular function: protein binding.